Messenger RNA from Annulohypoxylon truncatum, 2118 nucleotides. RefSeq lists its product as uncharacterized. The transcript has a single exon. Gene Ontology annotation, molecular function: protein binding. The coding region runs from base 138 to 1946 and encodes 602 amino acids. NCBI's taxonomy places the organism in Eukaryota, Fungi, Ascomycota, Sordariomycetes, Xylariales, Hypoxylaceae. The record is from RefSeq and is a predicted model, not a curated record.
AGUACCGAUAAUCGUCACGAAAACUUCGAACUGUGGAGGCGAUUCUGAAAUCCCUACUUCCCUAUUUCCCCCCUUAUACUCACACCACCAGCCCCUUACAGAAGGUGUCAUGACCGGACCAACAUGCGGGACAUCUCAUGAGAAUCUUCACUCAAAUUGACGGGUCGAUUUACGGCGCGAUACGCUUCUAUAGGCCCUCACCAAGCUUCAGUUUGACACCUUCGUUACAUCGCACAAGAAUACGUGAUGAUUACAAGGAAGUUGUAUGUACUAGCUUUCUCGCUGUCACCAGGCACUGCUGUACAAGCUGGAAUAGAAAGAGGCAGCAUGUCUCCUGUGCUUCAACCUCCAAGAGGCCUUUCAGCUCAACGAUAGCAACAUCGCGGGGUCGACCUUGGGGUUCCAGCUUUUUCAACACGAAUUUCCCACUGGGUCGUAAAUGGAAUCACGGGUCUGCGCACAGUACCAAUGGCUCUCCGCCAUUACAAGAAACCAGGCCGAAACAUGAGCUUCUUGAUAUUGUUGGGUCGUACGACGAUACCACUGUAGAGGAGCAUCUUGAAUUCUUAAAGGACCCUUACAUGCGAAGAUAUGCACCUGCCGAUGGCCCAAAUCUUACUGUCUCCGAUAGAGACGAAGAUGUUGAUCUCCAGUCUGUUCGGCCCAACCAAAAUAUGGAUCCCGAGCAAGCCAAGAGAAUUCGAAAACUACAAGAAGCGGUACUUCUUAAGCUGAGGCGCCCUGCGUCGAUAGACUUAGACACUGUGUACGAUCUAUACUUGUCACUCAUGGAGCCCCGUAUGCCGCAAGUCACGUCUAGGUUGAGACAUCAAUUACUCGCAGUCCUAGGCAUGGCCGAGAAGAGGAAUUCCAAGUCUAUGUUACGAUAUUUUACCGUGGUAACAGAUGUAAAGAAUAGUGGUUUCCCCUUGACGACUGCUGAAUGGAAUACCGCUAUAUCAUUUGCGAGUCGAUACGUCGGAAGGUCAACGGAGGUAGAAGUUGAAGCGGCUCUUCAUCUUUGGCGUGAAAUGGAACAUGAAGCCGGCGUCCAGGCAUCUGAUGCCACGUUCAAUAUUCUGUUCGACGUGGCAUCGAAGGCCGGUAAAUUCAGUCUCGCCGAGAUGAUCUACCAGGAAAUGGGUACCCGAGGUUUCCAAUUCAAUCGAUAUCACCACGUUAGUCUCAUCGCUUUCUUUGGCCUUAGACUAGAUUCUAGCGGCGUAAGGGCUGCUUAUAAAGCCAUGGUAGAGUCUGGCGAAGUUAUCGACUCAAUCGUUCUGAAUUGCGUCAUCGCUGGUUUCCUAAGAUGUGGAGAGGAAUCAUCUGCUGAGAGGGUGUAUGAGAAGAUGAGAGAGUCGGCCAGAGGGACUGAGGUGUUACCGGACCGGAACUACAGAAUGCAGAAGGUCAUCACGAAGGUGCUCAUCAUGUUUGCAAGAAUUGGAACGAAACACCCUGAUAUGCGACCCAGUUUCCAGCAGACCGCGCUGAUAUCUCCGGAUCUACAGACGUACCGCCUCCUCAUCAACCAUUACGGGGUAAAACUGGGUGAUCUCCCUAAGGUUGCGCAGUUCCUCGACGAGAUGAAACUAUGCGAUGUUCCGCUCCACGGUGCAAUAUUUCUCGCGCUUUUCAAGGCAUUCGGAAAACAUGGGCAGAGUGGGUCAGACUGGUCAGAAGAGAGGCUGGUCAGUGUAUAUAAUGCCUUCUUAGUCGCCCUCGACGCCGGAACUGAGGGACUAUACAUUAACACAUGGAUGGCAAUGGCCAUACUGAGAGCAUUUGCUAAAUGCUCGUCUCGAGAUGAACUCUUAGACAUAUAUGAAAAUCUACGACAGAGAUGGAACCUGGACCUGAUGAACUCGGAGUUCAUGAUGAAUUUCCUGAUGAAAAUCAUGGAAGAACCUAGGUUCGUCGUACGCUCCGAGGGCUACACGGUAUGAUACAGGAAAUGGGAAUGGAUCAUAGAUGUAAGCUAACGGCCGGGGGCAAUAUCCGUGGACAAAUGAUAGCCACGAUCUGUACAUAUAACAUAAAAAUAGACUUGCCUGUAAAUAUGUAUCCAAUGAGAUAGCAUCCGUCAUUCAACAGUUAUGAGACACGAACUACAUGCGG